CUGAAGGCUGGAGAACAUAUCCACAACAUUGCGGCUGCUAAAGUUUUGAAAAUUUUACAGACUUAGAGUUGACGGAGAAGCUAGCUGUGAUGGCGGUGAUUAAGGUGGUCAUUAUGGCAGUGGCAGCUGUGGUAGCAGUCUCAGGAGGACCCACAAAGGAACAGACUGAACCUGGAAGAGCGCGGUGACUUACCACUAAAGCUCAACAAUCACCAACCAAAUAUCAGUGUCCUUGUUGACGCUCAUCAGAUGCAUCCUUUCCAUUAUUGAUAUCAACAGUUUCAGUAAAAAAAGCACAGAAUGUUUGUGGAACCAUCUGAACGGUUCAGAGAGCGAGGACUGGACGCCCUCCUCCCUCUGCCUGAGACACUUCCCGUCGUUGUCAAGUUACCGCCUGACGCUUGGCAAGAGUUCUCUUUUGGAUUCGAGCUCUCAGACAGCACUCCAGUUGGAUCCCUAAAGUUCAGAAAAGUUGGAGAGAACAUUAUGCUAACUUUAAAGAGGAUGAGUGAGAAGGGAUCGGCUUUUGUUCAUAUGAGUGAUCACCAACAGCAGAUCGAUGUGCCCUUUCAGGUGUUCCAAAAACUGUCACCAACAAACGAGAUUUUCCUCAACCUCUCCUUAAACAUGGGACAUCUUAACGUAGAACUAGAUGGUGUGAAUACCGUGGAGUUCGACCAGGUUAAUGCAACAGAUUUCUACCAGGUGUACGCCCAUGUGUCUCAAGGUUUCCAGGUUCAUCUUAGCUUCAGUUGCAAUAGAGAUGGAAGAGUGUUUUCUGCGUUGCCACAACCUGGAGAAUAUGACGACCCACAACGAUCUACAAAGUCAACCACUGUUGCUACCGUUGUUAUUCUUGCCAUCUUGGCUUUGUUGAUGGCCAUCGCUGCUGCAGUUGGAUUCUGUUACUAUAAGAGGAAACGAAACAGAGCAAAAGAGAAGCGUACACUGACGAAUACGAGAGAUGUAAAAAAGGAGAGUUAUGUGAAUGAAGAGAAACAGCUGCUAAUGAUCAACGAUGGCAAGCAAGGCACGGUGGAAGGUGUCCAGGAUACCUGUGUUGUAGGCGACAAAGAUAGCAGGCAUUAUGAUAUGGCAGGUGAUCAGGGGGGUAGGCAAGAUGGUGUUACAUAUGUGGAAGGUGACGAGGAUGGCAGGCAAGUUAGUGUGGCACGCGUGAUAGAAGGUGAGAAUAACAGAAAAAGUGGAGUGAGAGUGGAACGUGGUAGUGAACAUGGUAUUGUAGAGGGUGUAACAUUGGGUUCUGGAGGUAACGACAACAAACAAGGCAUUGUAUUAGAUGGCCAGGAUGGCAGUCAAGUGUUAGUUGAUGACAUAGCAGGUGGACAGGAAACUGUUCAUAACAGUAAAGAUGUUUCGCAAGAUAGAACAGGAAACCAGAAUAUUGAGAGACAAAUCAACGCACAAGAUGAUCAACAACAGCCCGAAGAGGCCUUAGAAACUACUUGCCUCAAAUAUCAGACUAACGAGUGGUACUCACAGCCAGUUAACACUCACGUAACACUGGACAAUCAAAUUGAUAGGACACAAAUAAUUGUAAAACAAAUCAGAACAAAGCAAAGCUCUGGAAAAGGGCAAAAAUGGGAGUGAACGAAUAAAUUUUUUUCCUAAUGUUAUAGAGGGAAAACCUAUUAGUGAUUCAGACGAUGUUGAUGAAGCAGAGGACGUUGUUGCGAGUAUCACAGAGCAAGAACAAACUGAUGAUAUAAACACCAAUCCAACAUUGAUGAAUCAAAAUCAGACUUUCACAAGGUCUGACGGCGCUGACUGCCACCAAGAUACAAAUGAGGCGACAUCUCGUGCCCAGAGUGACAAACCGACGAAUUUAAUACAAAAACAAAAGCAAAUAAAUAAUUCAGGGAAAGAGGAGCAUAAGAUAAGAUUAUCUUAUUCAAAGGAUGAUGAUGUCGCUAUGGGCAAACUCUCCAAUAAGUUCACACACAGUCGACAAACGAUCAGUCCUGCGACUGACGGAGCAGGAGAGAUAAAAGACGAUUCGAAGCUUUCAUCAUUAUCAGAGAUCAGUGCCAUAUCAGACGAAGGGAGACCUGACGCAACAAAACGUUCAUCAGAGAUGAGCACCUCAACGGAUGAUCCAACACCACCUGGUGGGAUACAAGACGCCUCUCAAGAAACUGGUAAUGUCAAUAUGGAUCAUUCAAGAAGAAACCAAGUUCUGAGAGAGGAAGACAAGUCAUAUAAACCAAUGACGUCCGAAAAUGUUUCACAAACUAAUAAUACAGAGGAUGAAAUGCCCACCAGAAAUAUUGGUGGCUUCAGUAAAUUACAAUAUAAUGAAAGCAUAAAUUCUGCAGUAAGAGAAUUUCAUGAGCGUGGUCUAGGAUAUAAUUAUCCUAAUAAGGCAGAUGAAAAAAAAAAAAAAAAAAAAGUAAACCAACCUUACUAAAAAACAUAAUAAAGGG
This is a messenger RNA of Cherax quadricarinatus, 2444 nucleotides long. RefSeq lists its product as uncharacterized. NCBI's taxonomy places the organism in Eukaryota, Metazoa, Arthropoda, Malacostraca, Decapoda, Parastacidae. The record is from RefSeq and is a predicted model, not a curated record.